UAAUCUUGAAAGCGGAUCAAUGACAUAAACUUGUGACAAUCUCAUUCUCACGUACCAAUCCUUUCCCUGCACAUUGAUCGGAUAAUCCAUCCCACAAAAAAUUCUUGAUCAAUUCCACCUCUCCAAUUAUUCAAUUUCAUCAAAAAGCUUAAACAUUUGCAAAAACCCAUCUCAAAAAUCCCCAAAUGCUCCGACUCCACACCCUCCGCCGCUCUCUGCAGCCACUCCGCCGCCGCCGCCCCUUCUGCUCCGUGCCCAACCCGCCCCCCGCCGCCAGCAGAGACGCCGAAUUCCGCCGAUACAUCGGCUACGGCGUCCUCUUCCUGGGCUGCGGCGCCAUCACCUACUACUCCUUCCCCUUCCCGGAGAGCGCCAAGCACAAGAAGGCGGAGCUCUUCCGCUACGCGCCGCUGCCGGCCGACCUCCACACGGUUUCGAACUGGAGCGGGACCCACGAGGUCCAGACUCGCACCUUCCUGCAGCCGGAGAGCGCCGCCGAGCUGGAGUCGGUGGUGAAGGAGUACAAUGAGAAGAAGCAGAAGAUCCGGCCCGUCGGGUCAGGCCUCAGCCCGAAUGGGAUCGGGCUGACCCGCAAUGGGAUGGUGAAUUUGGCUCUGAUGGAUCGGGUUUUGGAGGUGGAUGAGAAGAAUAAGAGGGUUAGAGUGGAGGCUGGGAUUAGGGUUCAGCAGCUUGUUGAUGGGAUUAAAGAUUUUGGCCUUACUUUGCAGAACUUUGCUUCAAUUAGAGAGCAGCAGAUUGGUGGCAUUGUCCAAGUUGGGGCGCAUGGCACUGGUGCGAGGCUACCUCCGAUAGAUGAGCAGGUUAUCAGCAUGAAACUAGUUACUCCGACUAAGGGCACCAUAGAGGUGUCCAAGGAGAAAGAUCCCGAGCUCUUUUACUUGGCCCGUUGUGGUCUUGGGGGGCUUGGCGUCGUCUCAGAAGUUACACUGCAAUGUGUCGAGAGACAGGAGCUCGUGGAGCACACAUAUGUGUCCACCAUGAAUGAGAUCAAGAAAAAUCACAAGAAACUUCUCUCCGAUAACAAGCAUGUCAAAUACCUAUACAUUCCUUAUACGGACAAGGUCGUGGUUGUGACGUGUAAUCCUCUUUCGAAGUGGAAAGGUCUGCCAAAGCAUAAACCUAAGUACACUGCUGAAGAAGCUACACAGCCUAUAAGAGACCUUUAUAAAGAAUCACUGAUAAAGUACAGGAAAACAGCUGUUGCAUCAGACGAAAAUGAGCCAAAUGUCGAUGAGCUUUCAUUUACAGAACUGAGAGAUAAGCUCAUUGCUUUGGAUCCUCUUAAUAAAGAACAUAUCAUGAAGAUCAAUCAAGCAGAGGCCGAGUUCUGGACUAAGUCGGAGGGGUAUAGAGUGGGUUGGAGCGAUGAAAUUCUGGGCUUCGAUUGUGGUGGGCAACAAUGGGUCUCGGAAACAUGUUUUCCAGCUGGAACCCUAUCGAAACCAAGCAUGAAAGAUUUGGAAUAUAUAGAAAGAUUACUGCAGAUGAUCGAACAAGAAGAUAUACCUGCCCCAGCACCCAUUGAACAGAGAUGGACGGGAUGCAGCAGGAGCCGUAUGAGUCCAGCUUAUAGCUCAUCACCCGACGACAUAUUCUCAUGGGUUGGUAUAAUUAUGUAUCUUCCUACUACGGAUGCUCGUGAGAGGAAGCAAAUUACCGAUGAAUUCUUCCACUACAGACGUUUGACUCAAGCAAAAUUAUGGGAUGAUUAUUCAGCUUAUGAACACUGGGCUAAGAUAGAGGUCCCAAAGGACAAAGACGAGCUUGCUGCGCUGCAGGCAAGGCUGAGGAAGAGAUUUCCGGUUGAUGCAUACAACCAGGCAAGAAAAGAGCUCGACCCCAACCACAUCUUUUCGAACUACAUGAUUGAAAAACUUUUCCCCGUCGCUGAGACUGUAUGAUAAAGAUAAAAGUCCGUCGUGUCCCUGGUAAUGUUUCCUUGGCUCAAUAGCUAUGGCAAUCUCUAGAAUUGAUUUAAGAUGCACAUAUCCACCAUUGAAUUGAUUUCACAUCCAAUCUUUCUUGAACCAUGAGUGCUCAUAUGGAUAAAAAAUACGAAGCGUGACUUGAUCAUUCCCAUCUUCUCUUUGUUGUUGUUUUCAUAAUCGUGAAUGAUUUUUUGUGCUUCGAAUGGUGCCCCAGGAUAUUAAUAAAGCAUGUGUGCUUACGCGUGA
Molecule: messenger RNA, 2195 nt
Organism: Salvia hispanica
Lineage: Eukaryota; Viridiplantae; Streptophyta; Magnoliopsida; Lamiales; Lamiaceae
Gene: GLDH
Product: L-galactono-1,4-lactone dehydrogenase
Cellular component (GO): membrane
Molecular function (GO): FAD binding; D-arabinono-1,4-lactone oxidase activity; galactonolactone dehydrogenase activity
Source: RefSeq, a predicted model, not a curated record